Messenger RNA from Protopolystoma xenopodis, 705 nucleotides. The record is from the annotation of a GenBank genome assembly. Lineage: Eukaryota; Metazoa; Platyhelminthes; Monogenea; Polystomatidea; Polystomatidae.
AUGACUAAUCCGUCAUCACUACUCACCCUCACGACGUCGCAACCGUCAUCACCAGCGCGGCCAGCGACAACAGAACCAGCCCCAACCAACAAAGUCUAUCCUCCUGCGCCAAUCGCGGAAGCAGUCCAAUGCAUUACUCAUCCCUCAUUUCCGCCCCAGCGUCGGCUUAUUUGCUUCGUUCCACUUUCUCCGCCAUCGUCACCAUCUCAUUUACUCUGCCCCCAUCAUCAUCUGGCAUUCCUAAGGGCUCGGCCUCACAUGCAAGUCACCACGUCGUGCCUACGACUCUCUUAUCGCCAUGGUGCACUAUUCAUUGACGGAAAAAACUUGUUUAAAAUGAGUCAGCUGCCUUCUCCUCUUUUCUCUGUCUGCCUCAAUUUUACAUGCCUCGCCUGUGCCAACUCUAGCCCGUCUCUUAGGCAUCUUGCCUUUCUGUUGGCCUCCCAACCAACGGACGAACGAGGCAGGGCUGUGCAGUUGGAUGGGCCAUUGUUCGCGGAUUGGCCUAUUAGAGAUGGCCUCUUUUGGGAAGCCCGAUUGACUGGAAAAGCUCCUCUCCCGCGACCUCGUCCCUGUCUGUGUUGCCAACGCGUCUGGCAACACGUGCGCUUGGCUGCUUCGACAGAGGCGCCAUUUUUCACUUUGAUGCUGUAUCAGGAACCUGUUCGGUGCCUCGAGCAUGUGACGCCCAUGUGCCUAUUCUAG